AUGUGUGCCUUAUCACCAAUGUUUCCGAGUAAGCAACAAGAAUGGUACUCUGCUUCCACAAUGGAGUAUCCAUGGCUGUCCCAAGUUGAUUCCUUCUCUCCCACUCUACAUCUUCCUUCUUUCCUUUAUCCUUCUUUAGCUCAAUCAGAUGAUUCCAAGAGCUAUAACAUCAAUCAUGUGAGUCUUAGUCAUAGCUACGGUACGAAUAGUAACAGUAACAAUGGUCAAGAGGAGGAAGAAGAAGAACGAGGAACGGCUUUGGAGAAGAAACUGAAUCACAACGCAAGCGAACGCGACCGCCGUAGAAAGCUAAACUCCUUGUACUCUUCACUUCGUGCCCUCUUGCCUCCUUCUCAUCAAAAGAGGAAGCUGAGCAUUCCAAUGACAGUAUCGGGAGUGGUGAAGUAUAUACCAGAGCAGAAGCAAGAGCUUCAACGUUUGUCUAGGAGGAAAGAAGAGCUUUUGAAGAGAAUCUCCGUAAAAACAGCGACUCUGAAUCAUCACCAAGAGCAGCUGAGAAAGAGAGCAAUGAUGGACUCAGUAGAUUCUUCCUCCCAAACGAUCGCAGCAAAUUGGAUCACCGACACAGAGAUUGCUGUCCAGAUUGCUACAUCGAGCUGGACAUCCAUCUCUGACAUGUUGCUUAGGUUAGAAGAAAACGGGCUUGAUGUCAUAAGCGUAUCUUCUUCUGUUUCUUCCACCGCAAGGAUCUUCUACACUCUGCAUCUUCAGAUGAGAGGAGAUUGCAGAGCGAGAUUGGAGGAACUCGAUGGUAUGCUCUUCGGAUUACGCCAAUCAUAUUGA
Thlaspi arvense is the source of this 804-nucleotide messenger RNA. Lineage: Eukaryota; Viridiplantae; Streptophyta; Magnoliopsida; Brassicales; Brassicaceae. The record is from the annotation of a GenBank genome assembly.